AUGGCUAUUCAUGGAAAAAAUGAAUUUAGUAGGACAUGUGGCUCCAACGGAAAAAGAAAAAAAAUGAAAGCUUAUCUCAAGGGACUGCCCGCAGAUAUGAUGGUUAUGGUUAGGAACUCUAGGGCCUCCACCCUUAGGGAGGCAAUUGAAGAAGCGAAAGUCAUGGAAACGGUUUAUGCUCAAGGAAGAGAAGAGAAGGGGACAAGUGGUGAGAAGAGGAAGUGGGAAAAUCAUUACGCACCUUCCAAGAGACCAAGUCAUCUCAAUAACAGCAAUCAGGGAGUUUACCCGAGACAAGAGGCUAAGUGGUGCUCCAAAUGCCGCGCUAAACACCACGGCCCAUGCACCACCAACCCUACUCCUGCAAAAUGUUUUAAAUGUGGGAAGCCAGGACACACGCGAAAUGAAUGUCCUAUCAAAGGACCCAUCUGCUUUGGAUGCGGGGAGCCGGGUCACUUCAGAAAUGACUGUCCGAAGAUGAAGGCGGGAGGGGGCCAGGGAAGGAAAGAAAAUACCCCAAAGACAACCGGCCGAGCCUUCCAGAUGACUAUGGAGGAAGCCAAGGCAUCGUCGAAUGUUGUGUCGGGUACGUUCCUCGUUGAUUCCAUACUUGCUCACGUACUUUUCGAUUCAGGUGCUUCAUGUUCUUUUGUGUCUACAACAUUCUACCAACUCUUGCAUACGCCCCCUAGUACUCUAGAAGAUGCCUUGAUCAUUGAGUUAGCAAACGGUAGUAGGGUUCUGGUGGGCGAGGUUGUUAAGGGUUGCGUGUUGGGAAUCGAAGGAAAGGAAUUUCAGGUGGACCUUAUACCCAUGACUAUCGGCGGAUUCAACAUCAUUAUUGGAAUGGACUGGUUAGCAAAGAACCAAGCGGAAAUCUUAUGUUCUAAGAAAUUAAUUCGAAUUCCUUUGCCGGACGAGGGUGCAGUGCUAGUUUAUGGAGAAAGAAAGAAGGGAGACGUAAUACUCCUAUCUGUGGCAAAGGCGCGCAAAUGCUUAGCUAAGGGGUGUCCCUCAUUCAUUGCAUACGUGUUGGAUGCCAAACUAGGAAAAAAGAGGAUUGAGGAUGUGAAUGUGGUCAACGAGUUUCUUGAUGUAUUUCCGGAAGACCUACCCGGUUUGCCACCCGUUAGACAAGUGGAGUUUCGAAUCGAUCUUAUUCCGGGAACUGCUCUGCUUGCUAGAGCCCCUUACCGAUUAGCUCCUUCUGAAAUGCAAGAGUUGAUGUCUCAAUUGAAGGACCUUCUUGUGAAAGGAUUCGUCAGACCGAGUUUGUCACCUUGGGGAGCUCCGGGGGCCAGUUGUUUCUCUAAGAUCGAUCUUCGUUCAGGAUAUCACCAGGUGCGUGUGAAAAAAGAUGAUGUGGCAAAGACAGCUUUUAGAACACGAUACGGACACUACGAAUUUUUAGUCAUGCCUUUCGGUUUGACAAAUGCGCCAGCGGUAUUCAUGGACUUGAUGAACCGAGUGUACCGACCAUUCCUUGACAAGUCGAUAAUAGUGUUCAUUGAUGACAUUCUCAUUUAUUCCAAGGACGAAUCGGAUCAUGAGCAACAUCUUCAGGAAGUUCUCGAAAUGUUAAGAAGGGAGAAAUUGUAUGCAAAAUUCUCCAAGUGUGAUUUUUGGUUAAAGGAGGUUCAAUUCUUAGGUCACAUAGUCACUCGUGACGGGGUGAAAGUGGACCCAUCCAAGAUCGAUGCGAUGAUGAAUUGGGAACUACCAAAGAGUCCAUCAGAAAUCCGAAGCUUCUUGGGUUUGGCGGGUUAUUACAGAAGAUUUAUUCAUGAUUUCUCCAAGGUUGCUUCUUCCUUAACAGCUUUGACUAGGAAGAAUGUGAAGUUUAUCUGGACUGAGAGACAGGAGCAUGCCUUCAGAACCCUCCAGAAGAAAUUAUGUGAAGCACCAAUUCUCUCCUUGCCAAAGGGGUCUAUAGCGACGCAUCGAAAAUGGGAUUGA
Messenger RNA from Cynara cardunculus var. scolymus (artichoke), 1956 nucleotides. RefSeq lists its product as uncharacterized. NCBI's taxonomy places the organism in Eukaryota, Viridiplantae, Streptophyta, Magnoliopsida, Asterales, Asteraceae. The record is from RefSeq and is a predicted model, not a curated record. Gene Ontology annotation, molecular function: nucleic acid binding; zinc ion binding; aspartic-type endopeptidase activity. The coding region runs from base 1 to 1956 and encodes 651 amino acids. Gene Ontology annotation, biological process: proteolysis. The transcript is spliced from 2 exons.